AUGGAACUGUCCAGUUGUCCGGCUCCAUUGCUGAUUGGUGAUGACAGCCUGCAGAACUGGUGUGUGAUUGGCUCAGGAGGGUUUGGACAGAUCCACAAGGCCAGACAUGUAGAUUGGGGGUUGGACGUGGCCAUCAAGUUGCUGCAUUAUGAUGAUGGGUAAGUAGGACUAUUGCCUAUUUCACAACUUUGCAAAAAAGUACAUUCUUGAGUUAAGUGCAUAUUCAUAUUGUAGCGACCAUAGUUAACUCAACACCUAUUGAUCUCGUCAAGGGGUUCGGAUCUCUUGGCGUAACGACUGUUAGGUUGACAGUCGUUGGAACCGGGUUCGAGUCCCGGCCCGGGCAAAUCCCUAAUUUGCCUCAAUAACAUGUUGCCUAUAUCUCUGUCAAUUAUUUUCUCCCUCCACACAUGCACACACACCUCUACCUACCUACCCAUCCCACACACACACAAACACAUACAUACACACAAGCUCCAGCUCGUCUCUGCUCAGAGAGGCAGACCUCAUGCGCCAGGGGGGGAGCUCGUAUGUCCUCAGGAUCCUAGGGGUGUACCAGGGAUGUCCCCCCUGCUCCGGCCUCUCCAGCCACCUGGGCCUGGUCAUGGAGGUAAAUAAUACCUACUGUGAAUAAGUCUGACUUACUGACUCAGAUCCUCUGGAUCAAAAUAUACACGGUUGGUAAUUAAUUAAUUAAUAAUAGCUUCUUUUCAUCUAUACUUUACUCGACAGUUUAUGGAGAGGGGAUCCCUGGCGGCCCUCCAGGAACGUCUCUCCGCCCCCCCACCCUGGCCUCUGUCCUUCCGCCUGGUCCACCAGGUGGCUCUGGGAAUGAACUUCCUCCACCACCUCGAUCCGCCCCUGCUGCACCUGGAUCUCAAGCCCAGUAACGUGCUGCUGGAUGACAGCCUCCACGCCAAGGCAAGUCCCAGGCUCCUGGGUUUGAUACAUCUUCACUAUUAUUGGCUAUUAAGGCCUUGCGACAGCCUAGUGUCCUGUCCAGGGUGUGUACUUGUCCAUCAAGCUGCCUCACGCUACAGGAACAGGAGAUAGGCUCCUGCCCUAUGGGCCAUUCUGUCUCGGAUAAGGCUUACUUAUUAUCUUAUUAUUGACCUGUAAUUGUAUCAUAUAGAGCAGGGGUUCCUAAGCGUUUUCACUCCGGACCCCCCUUCCAGCAUUGGGGAACAUCUCGCGCCUCCCGCUGCGUGAAGCGCCACGUCUAUUUCUAUGGGCACAAGCACUGUUAAUGACACAAACUGUUCACACCCCUCUGCAAUUCUAUACAUUUUGCCAUGUCUAAUGUGUAUUCAUGUAUAUCAUGUGUAUUCAUCUCUCUCUCGCUCUCUCUCUCUCUCUCUCUCUCUCUCUCUCUCCAGCUGACAGAUUUCGGCCUAGCCAGGGUUUACCACAGCGUUUCCAAAGCGAACAGGAAGGACACGGGAGAGGACGGCGGUACAUUAAGUUACAUGCCACCAGAGGCUUUUGACAUGACAUACAAGCCCACCCACGCCUCGGAUAUCUACAGGUAUGUAUACACCAUUGAAUCAAUUGAUAUUUCUCGAGGCAUCAUUCAGGAUAAUAAUAAUAAAACAGUUUACAGCAGGUAUAAAACGUGCAGCAAAAUGCUUGUGAACUGAAUGGAUACAUAAAGUUUUCACACCCCUUGACGUUUUCCACAUUAUGUUGUGUUACAGCCUGAAUUUAAAAUAGAUUACAUUGAGAUUUUGUGUCACUGGCCUACAUACAAAGUGGAAUUAUGUUUAUCGAAAUUUUUACAAAUUCAUUAAAAAGGAAAAGCUGAAAUAUCUUGAGUCAAUAAGUAUUCAACCCCUUUGUUGUGGCAAGCCUAAAUAAGUUCCGGAGUAAAAAUGUGCUUAACAAGUCACAUAAUAAGUUGCAUGGACUGUAUGCAAUAAUAGUGUUUAACAUGAUUUUUGAAUGACCACCUCAUAUCUGUACCCCACACACAAUUAUAUGUAAUGUCCCUCAGUCGAGCAGUACAUUUCCAAUCCCUCGCAAAUAAUUGAAUAUUCCUUUGAGCAUGGUGAAGUUAUUAAUUACACUUUGGAUGGUGUAUGAAUACACCCAGUCACUACAAAGAUACAGGCAUCCUUCCUAACUCAGUUGCCGGAGAGGAAGGAAACUGCUCAGGGAUUUCACCAUGAGGCCAAUGGUGAUUAUAAAACAGUUACAGAGUUUAAUGGGGAUACCUAGUCAGUUGCACAACUGAAAGCAUUCAACCCAACCCAUCUGAAUCAGAGAGGUGCGGGGGGCUGCCUUAAUUGACAUCCAUGUUAUAGGUGCCCAGGGAGCAGUUGUUGUGGGAGUUAACUGCCUUGCUCAAGGGCAGAACUUUCCACCUUGCCGGCUCUGGGAUUUGAACAAGCAACCUUUUGGUUGCGAUCCCAACGUUCUAACUGCUGUGCUACCUGCCGCUCUUCAAUGGCUCUGAUAAGAGAAAACUGAGGAUGGAUCAACAACAUUGUAGUUACUCCACAAUACAAACCUAAUUGACCGACUGAAAAGAAGGAAGCCUGUACAAUAUUCCAAAACAUGGAUCCUGUUUGCAACAAGGCACUAAAGUAAUACUAAUACUAAUUUGGCUAAGCAAUUAACUUUUUGUCCUGAAUAGAAAGGGUUAUGUUUGGGGCUAAUACAAUACAACACAUUACUGAGUACCACUCUCCAUAUUUUUCAAGCAUAGUGGUGGCUGCAUCAUGUUAUGGGUAUGCUUGUAAUCGUUAAGUGUUACAGGAGGGGGUCACAGUUCCGGAGCGACCCACUAGGUGUAAUCCUCCGACAACCUUAGGCACCUCCUCACUCACAGUCUGGACUAAUCAUCAUCCUAUUGGUGUCACCUGUGUCUACCUGUUCACCUGUGUAUUUAUGCCCUCACUUCCCUGUGUUCCCUUGCUCAGUUUUCUCUGCUAGUUUCACUAUGCCAAGCAGUGCUAAUCAGUGUCUGAUCACGGGAUGUAUGGACAGGUACGUGAGAAGUGUUCUCCCUGUUUAUUUAUUAUUUCAGUCACAGUUAGUAUUUCGUAUUUUGGCUGGCAGCCUGUUUUUUGGAGUCUUAUUUGCUCCGCCUUUCUUUUUCGUGUAAAGUCCGUUAUUUUGUAUUCUGGCUUCGGGACCAUCAGUAAAGAUCCUUGUUUCGCCAUCUCUGCCUACUGCCUACUGUCUAUCCUGCACCGCACCUGGGUCACACCUCACACCAACCCUUACAGUUAAGGACUAGGUAGUUUUUAAGGACAAAAAAAGAAACGGAAUGGAGCUAAGCACAGGCAUAAUCCUAGAGGAAAACCUGGUUCAGUCUGCUUUCCACCCGACACUGGGAGAUGAAUUCACCUUUCAGCAAGACAAUAACCUAAAACACAAGGCCAAAUAUACACUGGAGUUGCUUACCAAGAAGACAGGGAAUAUUCCUGAGUGGCCUAGUUACAGUUUUGACUUAAAUCUGCUUGAACAUCUAUGGCAAGACCUGAAAAUAGUUGUCUAGCAAUGAUCAACAACCAAUUUGACAGAGCUUGAAGAAUUUUGAAAAGAAUAAUGGGUACAUGUUACACAAUCCAGGUGUGGAAAGCUCUUAGAGACUUACCCAGAAAGACUCACAGCUGUAAUCGCUGCCAAAGGUGAUUCUAAAAUGUAUUGACUCAGGGUGUUGAAUACUUACCUAAUCAAGAUAUAUUCGUUAAAAAAAAUCUUUAUUAUUAUUAUUACAUUUUUUACAAAUCUUAAGAAUUUUUCUUCCACUUUGACAUUACAGAGUAUUUUGUGUAAAUCGUUGACAAGAAAUUACAAUUUGAAUUAAUUUUAAUCCCACUUUGUAACUCAACAAAAUGUUGAAAAUACUUUCUGAUGGCACUGUAGUAGGAAAAAGAUACGGUACAUGGCUAUCAUGAUGAUUAUUGUUCUCUUUCUAACAGCUAUGGCAUACUACUCUGGUCCAUUAUCACUGGCGAAGAGCCAUAUCCUAGUGAGUGACUAGUCCUAACACACAAAUAAAUACAUUUACCCAUCAAAGAUCUACCCACUUUUUCUUUCCUCUAAUUCACCCCCCUCCCUCUCCUCCUCCUCCCCUCCCCCUAGAUGCCCAGUCCAGUUUGGUGCGGUUCCGGAUCCCCCAGGGGGAUAGACCCUCUCUGGCCACUUUGGACAGGGUCCAGGUCGAAGGGCUGGUGGAACUGGUGGACCUCAUGAAGAGAUGCUGGGAUAUGAAGCCCACCCUGAGACCCUCAUUCCUAGGUAAGACAAGAGCCUGGAGGGGGGUGGAUAUGUUACAAAUCAAAAUUGCAAUAUGUUAUGAAUUUGUUGUGUUUAUGAUCCCGGAGUAUAUCACAUAUUUUCUUGUGACCUGUGGCUCUAUUAUUUUGGGUGUUCAGACUGCCUUGCUGUGACAGAGAUGAUUUACGAGAAACACAAACAAGGGAUAAUUGAUGCCGUUCAUGAAGUGCAGAAGAAACUGGUACUAAAGAUGACCCUGUCGUUCAAAGCUUUCAGUACCAUAACAGUACUAGUCACCUUUAUUAAACAACUACGUCUACCUCGCAUUCUAACUCCCACCUCUGUUUGUCGGUCUCUCUCUUUCUCUCUCCCUCUAGAACUCAGAGAGUGAUCAGAGUAUAACAUCCACUGUCGCUGACCUUCAUAUCUCACAGCCAUCAGGUACAACCCUUUAAAACAACUCAAAAAUCUUAUAUUACCACUGCAGUUAUCAUUCAUUCAUUUGUUAAUUCGUUCAUCUGUUCAUUCAUUCAUUCAUUCAUUCAUUCAUUAAUCUGUUCAUUCAUUAAUUCAUUCAUCUUUCACAGGAAUUCAAAAACACAAAGUGGAAAUCUCUGAUCGUGUGAAGACUGAACCUCCCCGAAGACAGGUAUGCGGUGUAUGGUGAAGUUGGCCUUUGACACUGGUCAGUUUUGCAUUUUCCUCAGUAAUGGUUAAGGUUAGGAUUGGGGGAGAGGAAGCUGAUCCUAGAUCUGUACCUAGGGGAAACUUCCCCCCUGAGCCAGGUAUGGAUCUAAAGUUAAUAAGUGUAUAUAUUUUGCAUCAGAUGCUCAAAUAGGAAAAUGGAAAAUUGGUUUCUGAUAAAUAUAAAUAAAUAAAUAUUAUACAAACAUUAUACAGGACCUAUUUUGUUAUUCCUAUAUUGAAGGAAAAGCAUCUUGUUUAUGAGAAAACAGAAGGGCCUACACAGUAACAUGAGUCUGCAUACUUGUGUAACGUGUAACAUAACAGUGGUGGUGUUAUGAGUAUAAUCGACCAAGGUAUAUAACUUGACUUCCUGUUCUUGUUUUGCUACAGGAAACGGCUGGUGGUUUGACCUCGAAACAGAAAUAUAAAGGUACAGUGGCUUGCGAAAGUAUUCACCCCCCUUAGCAUUUUUCCUAUUUUGUUGCCUUACAACCUGGAAUUAAAAUAGAUUUUUGGGGGGUUUGUACCAUUUCAUUUACACGACAUGCCUACCACUUUGAAGAUGCAAAAUAAUUUUGUGUGUGAAAAAACAAGAAAUAAGACAAAAAAACAGAACGUGCAUAACUUGGUCUUCAUGGUGCCGCUUGCUUGGUGGUGCCCCUUGCUUAGUGGUGUUGCAGACUCUGGGGCCUUUCAGAACAGGUGUGUGUAUAUAUACUGAGAUCAUGUGACACUUAGAUUGCACACAGGUGGACUUUAUUUAACUAAUUAUGUGACUUCUGAAGGUAAUUGGUUACACCAGAUCUUAUUUAGGGGCUUCAUAACAAAUGGGAUGAAUACAUAUGCACGCACCACUUUUCUGUUAUUUAUUGUUUAGAAGUUUUUGAAACAAGUUAUUUUCUUCAUUUCACCAAUUUGGACUAUUUUGUGUAUGUCCAUUACAUGAAAUCCAAAUAAAAAUCAAUUUAAAGUACAGGUUGUAAUGCAACAAAAUAGGAAAAACACCAAGGGGGAUGAAUACUUUUGCAAGGCACUGUAUAACGGUUAUUUUGGGAACAGGUUGUCGUUGGUGGUUGCUUAGUAAUCAAUGAGGUUGAAAGGGGAAACCUUUCUGGCCAUUAAUGUUUGAAUGUUUGAUAACAAAAUGUAUUAUCCCUUCACAAGAUUCUUUGUUUAUUCUUUUCUCUCAUAGAGUAUUCGUCCCUUCAACCCCCAUCGCAGCCAGUGAGAAGGUCAAAUGCAGAUUCCAGUCCAUUCUUCAACCAAUCUCAAACCAAAACCUGUACCCAAUCAUGACUGCAAACCAACAGCUUCCCCCUAUGCGUCUAAUCAAAGUCCAGCGGGACAUUUUCAGGUACAGAGUCAUGUUUCUGUAUGGAAACGUGUUCCCAAAAUAACCGUUAUACAGUGCCUUGCGAAAGUAUUCAUCCCCCUUGGUGUUUUUCCUAUUUUGUUGCAUUACAACCUGUAAUUUAAUGGAUUUUUAUUUGGAUUUCACGUAAUGGACAUACACAAAAUAGUCCAAAUUGGUGAAGUGAAAUGAAAAAAAGAAGUUGUUUCCAACAAUUCUAAAAAAUAAAUAACGGAAAAGUGGUGCGUGCAUAUGUAUUCACCCCCUUUGCUAUGAAGCCCCUAAAUAAGAUCUGGUGCAACCAAUUACCUUCAGAAGUCACAUAAUUAGUUAAAUAAAGUCCACCUGUGUGCAAUCUGUGUCACAUGAUCUGUCACAUGAUCUCAGUAUAUAUACACCUGUUCUGAAAGGCCCCAGAGUCUGCAACACCACUAAGCAAGGGGCACCACCAAGCAAGCGGCACAAUGUAGACCAAGGAGCACUCAAACAGGUCAGGGACAAAGUUGUGGAGAAGUACAGAUCAGGGUUGGGUUACAAAAAAAUAUCAGAAACUUUGAACAUCCCACGGAGCACUAUUAAAUCCAUUAUUAAAAAAUGGAAAGAAUAUGGCACCACAACAAACCUGCCAAGAGAAUGCCGCCCACCAAAACUUACGGACCAGGCAAGGAGGGCAUUAAUCAGAGAGGCAACAAAGAGACCAAGGAUAACCCCGAAGGAGCUGCAAAGCUCCACAGCGGAGAUUGGAGUAUCUGUCCAUAGGACCACUUUAAGCCGUACACUCCACAGAGCUGGGCUUUACGGAAGAGUGGCCAGAGAAAAGCCAUUGCUUAAAGAAAAAAAUAAGCAAACAUGUUUGGUGUUCGCCAAAAGGCAUGUGGGAGACUCCCCAAACAUAUGGAAGAAGGAACUCUGGUCAGAUGAGACUAAAAUUGAGCUUUUUGGCCAUCAAGGGAAACGCUAUGUCUGGCGCAAACCCAACACCUCUCAUCACCUGAGAACACCAUCCCCACAGUGAAGCAUAGUGGUGGCAGCAUCAUGCUGUGGGGAUGUUUUUCAUCGGCAGGGACUGGGAAACUGGUCAGAAUUGAUGGAUGGCGCUAAAUACAGGAAAAUUCUUGAGGGAAACCUGUUUCAGUCUUCCAGAGAUUUGAGACUGGGACGGAGGUUCACCUUCCAGCAGGACAAUGAACCUAAGCAUACUGCUAAAGCAACACUCGAGUGGUUUAAGGGGAAACAUUUAAAUAUCUUGGAAUGGCCUUGUCAAAGCCCAGACCUCAUUCCAAUUGAGAAUUUGUGGUAUUAUUUAAAGAUUGCUGUACACCAGCGGAACCCAUCCAACUUGAAGGAGCUGGAGCAGUUUUGCCUUGAAGAAUGGGCAAAAUUCCCAGUGGCUAGAUGUGCCAAGCUUAUAGAGACAUACCCCAAGAGACUUGCAGCUGUAAUUGCUGCAAAAGGUGGCUCUACAAAGUAUUGACUUUGGGGGGAUGAAUAGUUAUGCACUGUUUUUUUGUCUUAUUUCUUGUUUGUUUCACAAUAAAAAAUAUUUUGCAUCUUCAAAGUGGUAGGCAUGUUGUGUAAAUCAAAUGAUACAAACCCCCCAAAAAUCCAUUUUAAUUCCAGGUUGUAAGGCAAGAAAAUAGGAAAAAUGCCAAGGGGGGUGAAUACUUUUGCAAGCCACUGUAUAAUAAUUGAACAGUGAAGUGAACACUAAAAUGUUUUAUUCUGCUGAAUCAAUGAAACCAAAGUCAUGACUAAAGCUCAUGUCGUAGGCUACAAUGUGACCAAGUUAUAAACUUUGGACAUAGGAGAUACCAUACCCGGUCUCAGAGAUGCCUAACUCUACUGAGUAAAUCAGCUUUUUGUUUUCUUUCACCUUAUUAGUGGAACGAUCUUCAAAAUGUUCUUAAAUUUGAUUUUUCGUUGCCUCUAGGGAAAUUCAGAUAGCUGAUUAAAGAAGGACCUUAAUACUGAUGAAUGUGUUGUUUUUUUAAAAUCAUUUUUUUCUUUCUGCUUACAUUUUGAUGUGUGUAUUUUCUAUAAUUUAUGUAAUUCAGGGCUCAUCUGUAAAAUAUACCUUGGUCUCAGUAUGACUCCCUGAUAAAAUAAAAUAAAUAAAAAUGAUAAUAUUUACUCUCUAAUUUCUCCUUUCAGCGCCAGCAUUCCACUCCAGUUACCCCAUCCAAUUAUUCCACAGGUAUUACUUUCAGUCUAUUUUCUUUCUAUGUGUCUAUUGGUUAAAGGUAUAGGCCACCCAAGUUACAUAUUGGUUUCCUUACCCUGGAACCAGUCUAUGGACACGGUAUGACAGCAAUCCAUGCUUUGGUUUAGUUUCCCUGGCACUGUUUCCGUGUGUUAACAUUUUAGCAUUUGUUGCACAAAUCCCAUUCAAGUCAUGGGAACGAUAUUAGCAUUUUCCACAGAUUAUGUUCAAAUCAUCAAUAAAUUACUGUUUUGAGCUUCACCAUACAUUGUAGAUACUUUCAGUAUGAUUUGGACAUGAUGUGCAGGAAAUUAUAAUAUCGGUCCCAUGACUUGAAUGGGAUUUGUGCCACAAAUGCUAAAAUGUUAGCAUGUGGAAACAGUGCCAGGUAAACGAAACCAAAACAUGGAUUGCCGUCAUACCUUGUCCAUAAACUGCUUCCAGGGUAAGGAAACCAAUACGCCAUUUUGUAAUUUGGGUGAACUAUCCUUUUAAGAGGUGUUUAAAAUGUCUACGCUUUUUCUCAAGUCUUUCCAUGCUGCCAUGCAUCCUUUACAAAGUGUCAGAAGGAAGCAUUUCCUCUUCUUGAAGACAUUUUGAAAAGGAGGAAAUGAGAGAACUGUUGAGAUAGAGCUGGGUGAAUCUUAAAAGUAUUUCCUUGAUUACUUGCCUCCUAAGCACGCAUUGGAGGAGAAGGUCUGAAGGGAGGGACAUGGGACCUUCUCCUCCAAUGCUUGUUGUGGAUGACGUGAGGAAUCAAGGACAGACUAUUAAGAUACACCCAUAACCAAUUUCUCAUCCAGAUGGAAUCUACAUCAACAUGAGCAAUGUGACAGGAUUCCAGUUGGGUGACAAUAACUGCAUGUUCAUCGGGUCGCAACAUCAAAGUAAACGCCACAGAAACCCCACAGCCCCAUCUAGAGUUAACUUCCCAGCAGCGCAGCCAAGGAACCCUAAAGCUCCUGAGCCAUGGUGAAGUCAGUAACACUCCCAGCUCUAUGCCCGUGAACGAAUCCCUGCCGGAGACCGGGGUUCAAUCCUCGACCGCCUCUCACACUUUGUCUCUCAUCUUAACCUGUCAUCUCCUCUGUUUCUAAUCUAUCUGUAAUAAAAACACAAAAUAUUGAGAUUCACUCUCCUUAAAAAAAAUGAAAUUUUAAAGGAUAAUUCUCCUUUUUUUUAAUUACUUUUUUGUAACAUUUUGAAUGAUGAAAUCCUGUGCAGCUAGAGAGCAUGGAUUGAUCCAUCUUUGUCCUUUUCAUUCUGUUAAAUUUGCCCACGAGGGACUGGUCUGUACUGACACUUUUAUAUCUUUGUACUAAAACAAGUUCUCAAUUUGUUGUGCUUCAGGGAAGUCAAUAAAAAGCUCAGCUUUACAGAAUGACCAUCAGUGUUUUCAUCUGUCUUACCACUAGAACAAGUCUAUUUUUCCCUUU
Molecule: messenger RNA, 9898 nt
Organism: Coregonus sp. 'balchen'
Lineage: Eukaryota; Metazoa; Chordata; Actinopteri; Salmoniformes; Salmonidae
Source: the annotation of a GenBank genome assembly